Mandrillus leucophaeus (drill) is the source of this 513-nucleotide messenger RNA. Its product is annotated as DNA repair-scaffolding protein-like. The annotation marks the transcript as partial. Gene Ontology annotation, biological process: regulation of establishment of protein localization to chromosome; double-strand break repair via homologous recombination. Gene Ontology annotation, cellular component: nuclear chromosome; nucleoplasm. NCBI's taxonomy places the organism in Eukaryota, Metazoa, Chordata, Mammalia, Primates, Cercopithecidae. The record is from RefSeq and is a predicted model, not a curated record. The transcript is spliced from 4 exons.
UCUCCACAGAGAAAAAGGAGUUGGGAUGUAGAAUGCCCAUCCUUUCCAGGAGAAAGACCACUGCAGGUCAGAAGAGCAGGUCUCAGGACAGCAGGGGCAGCUGCCUCUCUCUCUGAAGCAUGGCUCAGGUGUGGAGAAGGGUUUCAGGACGCUUCUGGGACUCCGUCAUUAACAGCUGAAGAGAAGACGAUUACAGAAAAACACCUUGAAUUAUCCCCUAGACCCAAGCAAGAAACUACCACAUUUAAAAGCACCAGUGGGCUUACAGAUAUAACAUGGAGUUCCAGUGGAAGUGAUUUUUCGGAUGAAGAUAAGACACUUUCUCAAUUACAGAGAGAUAAUGGACAUUGUGAAUUACAGUUUAUUGACUGGGAGAUCGACAGUGACAGGGCAGAGGCUAGUGACUGUAAUGAAUUUGAAGAUGAUGAGGGUGCUGUGGAAAUCUCAGACUGUGCUUCUUGUGCAAGUAAUCAGUCUUUGACAAGUGAUGAGAAGCUAUCGGAGCUUCCCAAG